This is a messenger RNA of Maudiozyma barnettii, 1749 nucleotides long. RefSeq names its product dolichyl-P-Glc:Glc1Man(9)GlcNAc(2)-PP-dolichol alpha-1,3-glucosyltransferase (gene ALG8). Gene Ontology annotation, cellular component: endoplasmic reticulum membrane. Bases 1 to 1749 code for a protein of 582 amino acids. NCBI's taxonomy places the organism in Eukaryota, Fungi, Ascomycota, Saccharomycetes, Saccharomycetales, Saccharomycetaceae. The transcript has a single exon. The record is from RefSeq and is a predicted model, not a curated record. Gene Ontology annotation, molecular function: dolichyl pyrophosphate Glc1Man9GlcNAc2 alpha-1,3-glucosyltransferase activity. Gene Ontology annotation, biological process: protein N-linked glycosylation.
AUGACUGACUUAGCAACUGAAAAUGUUGAUACUACAUCAGCAUCGCAGACAGAUCUCGCUGAUUAUGCUACCAACCAGCUUCAAAAUACUACCAAGAAGUCAGAAUGUCAAGUCGGUACUGUGGAUAGAAGAUAUUCUCUGUGGAAUUUUUGGAUAUGUGGUCUCUUUUUGAAAAUACUAUUGUUUCCUGAUUAUUUCAGCACAGAUUUCGAUGUUCAUAGAAACUGGUUAGCGAUUACCCACAAUCUUCCUAUAACUGAAUGGUAUUUUGAAAAUACUAGUCAAUGGACCUUAGAUUAUCCACCCUUCUUUGCAUACUUUGAAUGGGCUCUAUCACAAUUCGUUCCCUCGGUGGUGAAAGAAGACGGUUGUUUAGACAUAGUAGAAGUAGGUCAAUUUGGUUGGCCCACAGUGAUAUUCCAAAGAAUGACUGUGAUCUUCAGUGAAAUUCUACUUUAUGCUGUAUUGCAAUAUUAUAUCAACACAACGUCGAAGGAUAGAAGAACUCAAAGUUUCAUAGUUGCAACAAGUAUUGUAGUCUCCCCAGGAUUUUUAAUAAUUGACCAUAUCCAUUUCCAAUACAAUGGGUUUCUUUUUGCAAUUUUCAUUGCCUCAAUUGUUACAGCAAGAAAUAAAAACUAUCUAUGGUGUGCAGCUUUCUACAGUAUCGCAUUAUGCUUUAAACAUAUUUUCCUUUACAUGGCACCAUGUUAUUUUGUAUUCUUGUUGAGAGCUUACGUUUUAAAUUUUGAAAAUUUUAAAUUUAGAAGUUAUAAAGAUUUAUUAUUUUUAGUGAAAUGGUCGCAUCUUUUAAAAUUAGGCAGUAUCGUGAUUGGAACACUUGCUAUAUGUUUUAGCCCUUUUAUUUUCCAAAUGCCACAAGUAUUAUCUAGAUUAUUCCCAUUUUCAAGAGGAUUAACUCAUGCGUAUUGGGCUCCAAAUUUUUGGGCUUUGUAUUCUUUUGCUGAUAAGAUCCUUUCAAUUAUUAUAUUAAGAGUUCCAUACAUAUACACUGUUAUUACAAGGUUUAUAUCAUCUCCAUUGAUACCUUCUUCAGUUAAUGAAAUUAAAGAACGAGUACAAGAGGCUAGUAAUAAUGGGUCUAAGGGUUUGGUUCAAGAUGUUGUAUUUACAGUACUACCUCAAAUCCCACCAAAGGUUACUUUUUUUUUAACUGUGUUCUAUCAAAUAUUAGCAGUCAUCCCAGUGUUAUUUGAUCCUUCCUUCAAGAGGUUUAUCGGCUCUUUGACACUAUGUGGUCUAGCAUCUUACCUAUUCGGAUGGCAUGUUCAUGAAAAAGCUAUACUGUUGGUCAUUGUUCCAUUUUCUUUCCUAGUUGUUUUGGAUAGAAGACUUCUAGUUUCAUUUAUGUUAGUAUCCGCUGCAGGUUAUGUUUCAUUAUUCCCAUUAUUGUACGAAAAUGCUGAUUUUGCAUUGAAAUGUUUAUACACUUUUGUAUGGUGUGUGGUCUAUUUCUUCGCUCUUAGAAAGACGACCAAGCUCUCUUCUAGCGUUGAAAGAAGAGUCUUCUUUAUGGAUAGAUUAGCGAUUAUCUAUAUCUGUUUGUUAUUACCUAUGGUCUUAGGGAUCCAAUUUUUCGAUGUAAUGAAAUGGAAAUAUCCUCUAUUCGAAAAAUUUGAAUUCUUAGGUCUUAUGACUUACAGUGUGUAUUGCUCUCUAGGGAUAAUGGGUUCAUGGAUUGGUAUAUCUUGGUUGUACAAUUUUGAUGAACCAUUAUGGGAAUCAUAA